AUGACCUACGUGGCGGAGCACAUCGGUUGGACAUGGCGGUUCAGGUUCACGCCUUCGACGAUGAGCGCUUCGACAAUUUGGCGGUUUGGUAGCGCUCCGUGUCUGUCACAGCAGCUCGGCAAUCUUUUAUUGCCUACCACCCUCCCCGAGGGCCUCGUCGAAGGAUAAGGAUAUCUCGAGGGUAUCUACCAUCAAGGCCUCAACACGUGCAGGCAGCAUGGACUCGUCCGAUUAUCCACGUAUGUCGUUCCGCAGGCGUCCCUUUUAAGACUUGCAACCUGCACUCACACCGCACCCGCUAAACGUGUGGGCUGGUACCCUCCUUUCGACGAGCUACAUAUUCUUCGUAUAGAGGUCCUUUUACGAUGUCUAGGACAGCUGAGCUGUCGGAGCGUUCUCCUGGCAGUAGUUACACUGAUCUCGAGUAAGUUCAAGUCCUAUUAUUUCUGCAGCGUGAAGCUUAGAUGACUUCCGCAGGAAUAGCGCCCUCCUGGACCCACUUUUUGAACUAAAGGAGGUAACCUCGACGCCUACGCCGCUAAGUGGCAUGCUGCAGGACCCAGGUAUCUUGCGCUCUCUGAUCGCGCCGAAGAAAUCUCGCAGGGCCUCCGCCAGCUCCCAACGAAGCGGGUCUCGUGAGCGCGAGCGCAGCAAGGAUGUGCGCAGGCCCAAGAAGGACAGCGACGCGGCGAGCGUGCUGACCCUUGUCCUUGCCGAGGAGGAGCGCCAGGUGCACCACAUGAAGGCCGUCCUCCGCGCGACGGGCGACCGUCUCGAGGGCGAGAUGCGCCGUGCGGAAAGCGCAGAGGAGCGUGCGCGUGCGGCAGAGGGCCGUGCCCGCGACGCUCUCAGUCGUGCUACUACCGCGGAGGCUGCGAGGCAUCACGCCGAACUCGAGGCCACACGUGCCCGCGAAGAGAUUACACGUUAUCGAAUGCUCGCGGAGGCUGCUGAGCGUGAAGCUCGUCGUGCAGAAACAGACGUUCAGCGGCUCGAGCGGCUCAAGAGCGAAGCUGAGUAUUCCGCUGCGGACGCCAGAGACAUAGCGCGCAAAUCCCAGCAAGCGCUGCGCGAGUGGCAGGCGAGGGAAGAGGGCCGUCUCGAGGGGAUGCGGCUCGAGAUCCGCAGACGCUACGAUGACGGCAGAGAUGAUGGGUUUGACGAUGGGCGAGCGGAGGGGUAUGAGGCUGGCUAUACCGAGGGUCUGGAAGAGGGCAAGGACGAGGGUUUACACGCCGGUAGGACAGAGGGUGUUGCCUCCGGCCGACUGAUCGGCUUCGAGGAAGGCAAGCAAGUAGGCUUUGAUGACGGCUUCAAAGAAGGCUAUGAACGCGGUAGGCGUGAGGAGCGUGUGCAUGCCAUGGAGGCAUUUGACAAGUUCCUGGACGCUGAGAAGGACAGGGACAGCUAUGUGUCAUCGGUAAGUUUCCUUUCUGUGACACCGCCGGUAGCGUUAAUAUUGCCUCAGGAUGAACCUGAUCGCAUUCACCAAUGGGUCGAGGCCACAAGGCACAUUCCUCCCCCAGAGUUACGCGAGUCCAUGUCCCCCACCCCACGAUACAUUCGGCCUCCGUCCCCGGCGACCGAAGUCAGAGAGCCAGCACCUCUUCCUGUGGCACCGUGGUUGCAUCGAAUGCCAAGAGCGACGCCUGUUAUGCAGCCCGGGCAGCCAGCAGAUGGCACUCUUCAAUGAGCAUGCGUUCUUUAUCCCCUUGGAAUAGAUGACGGCAGCGCUGUCAAGAUACUUUCUGCUGGGAUCAGUGGGGUUCACUGUAUAAUAUUAUGUACCAUUAUAUAUUCGUCAGGAGAUGAUCUACGGAGCUUUUAGACCUAUAUCUAGCCGCCAUCCGAGAGCACAUGCUGUAGCUGCAACGGAAAGUAUGACCAUAAUGAUGUACCGGGGAUGCAUGUGGUACUUCCCU
Phanerochaete carnosa HHB-10118-sp is the source of this 1922-nucleotide messenger RNA. RefSeq lists its product as uncharacterized. The transcript has a single exon. Bases 548 to 1693 code for a protein of 381 amino acids. Lineage: Eukaryota; Fungi; Basidiomycota; Agaricomycetes; Polyporales; Phanerochaetaceae. The record is from RefSeq and is a predicted model, not a curated record.